GAGGACGGAUUUUGCUCGAUCCGAAACGACUCUCGGGCAGGUCUCUAAUUAUCCUCAAACGCCCAUCGGCCAGGCCGUUUCUUUCGACUUUGAUCUCAACAAUCUCUCGGUGAGCACGAGCAAGGUGCCGACACUUCACGGCCGUGCCUCAGAUGAAGCCAUCACACCCAUCAAUCGCGAACCUCGCGUUGAGAAGAGCGAUCCGACAGCGGUCCCCCCAGUACCAGAAACGCCGCCAAAGGCCAAGAUAAAUGCUCGCGAGCUUCUCUUCAUCAUAACCGUCUGUAUGGCUCAAUUUCUCACACUUGGCGGACUUGGCCAAUCUGUUGCACCGCUUUUCAUCAUUGGCAAGGACUUGGGUGUUGCUCCAACCGAUCUUGGAACGAUGAGUUGGUACACUGCAGCAUUCAGUUUGACAGUUGGUGCAUUCAUCCUGCCCGCUGGUCGUUUAGGAGAUAUGUACGGGCACAAACGUGUUUUCAUCAUAGGCUGGAUAUGGUAUGCCUUGACGUCAAUCAUCGUUGGCUUCAGCUAUGCUCCAAAGACGAAUGGAUCUAUCAUGCUCAGCGUCACACGCGGCUUUCAGGGGAUCGGACCCGCGAUUCUGGUGCCCAAUGCCAUGGCGCUCGUAGGUACCACAUUUCCUAUGGGGCUGAAGCGCAAUAUGGUCUUCUCGGCGUUCGGUGCCUGCGGUCCCACUGGUUUCGUAUUCGGAGCAAUCUUUUCUGCUCUAUUGUCGCAGUUUGCAUGGUGGCCUUGGUCAUUCUGGGUGCUUGCCAUAAUCUGUGUCUGCAUGGCGGUGUUGUCCUUCAUGGUCAUACCAGCUCCGGUUCCGCGAGCAGUGAACAACUCAACCUUCGACUUUGCAGGCGCUUGCACUGGCGUUUCUGGGCUUGUCUUGUUCAACUUCGCACUCAACCAAGCUCCUGUGGUAGGAUGGAACAAGACCUACAUCCCGUUUACGUUGGGCAUUGGGGUGAUGCUACUGAUUGCCUUCGUUUACCUCGAGAUGAACCAUGCAAAGCAAGCCCUGGUGCCUGUUCGUGGUCUCAGCAAAGAGGCUGUUCUGGCGCUCUCAUGCAUCGCUGCUGGUUGGAGCAGCCACGGUAUCUGGCUCUUCUACCUCUUCCAAUUUGUGCAGCGAUUCCGUGGAUCCAGUGCCAUUGCUGCCGCUGCCCAGAUCUCUCCAGUCGCCAUCACCGGCGUCGGCUUCGCCAUGUCCGCCGGCUGGCUAGCGCGAAAGUUCAAGACAUCGUAUCUCAUGCUGUGCGCUAUGCUCGGCUUCUUCAUCGGCUCCUUGUUCCUCGCCUUCGUGCCCGUACACCAAACAUACUGGGUCCUCACCUUCUGGAGUGUCGUCGUCAUGCCCAUCGGCAUGAACUGGAGCUUCCCAUCCGGCACCAUUCUGCUCAGCAACGCCAUGGCCAAGGAACAUCAAGGCAUCUCUGCUAGCUUGGUGUCCACUGUGGUCAACUACUCUAUCAGUAUCGGCUUAGGUAUCGCAGGUACCGUUGAGCGAUACGUGAGCCAGAAACACGGGCCCUUGUGGGGGAUCCGAGGAGCUUGGUGUCUUGCCCUCGGUCUCGAUGCCAUCGGUGUCGGUAUCGCUGUGUAUUUCGUCGUGAUAUCACGACGGAAGCCAUAGUCAUAGAUGCAGAGACAGAGCCUCAUUCCCAUCGGCCACUUUUGAUCGCCAAGCUCCGUCUGCAUGGCAGAG
Molecule: messenger RNA, 1717 nt
Organism: Aureobasidium pullulans EXF-150
Lineage: Eukaryota; Fungi; Ascomycota; Dothideomycetes; Dothideales; Saccotheciaceae
Product: YOR378W-like protein
Exons: 3
Coding region: 287-1645 (452 amino acids)
Biological process (GO): transmembrane transport
Cellular component (GO): membrane
Molecular function (GO): transmembrane transporter activity
Source: RefSeq, a predicted model, not a curated record